AUCAUUCUUCCGGGAUUGGGACGGGAUUUUUUUUUGUUUUUUUGGGAGUGGGACUGGAGAGAUUUGUAAAUCCAUGGAUCAUGACAACAUUUCUGUAGAAAACUUGGAUGUUAGUCAGUGUGACAUUUUGUGAAAUAUAUGUUACAAGAUUAUCAACAUUAUCAAAGAUCUUCAGUAACACAUGAAGUAAACUUGUGUGUCUUUAAUCUGUCUGAUGUUUCUAAAGAUCUGACCACAGGUUUGAGGAAGUCUUGAGUCUUUAACACACUCUGUGUCUUUAAGCGUCUGACAUCAUUCAGUCAGUAUGGAGCUCAGUCCACUUCCUCUUCUGCUCUUGCUGAUCUCAAACAUCUUCUCUCAACAUACUGAAGAAAACCCAAAAGCCACAGUGAGCAUCAAACCUGCUCAACAUGUGUUCAGAGGAGAGACAGUCACUCUCAGAUGUGACGUAUAUAGUGAAGGAGUCACUAGCUGGCAGUACGUCUGGUAUAAAGAAGGUUCAGGCCGUGUUUUCAGUGACCUACAGCAACACACAUUCAGUCCUGUUACUGAGUCUGACGCAGGUAAAUACUUCUGUAUUGGAGCAGAGACAGGAGGAUCACGAACAUCACUCCUCAGUGAUGAAGUUACACUGACAGUAUCAGUUCCCAGAGCAGUGUUAAGUGUUUCUCCACAGAAGUGGUUGACUGAAGGAGAUUCAGUGACUCUGAUCUGUCAGGUUAAUGGUUCGUCUACAGGCUGGACAUUCAGCUGGUUCACUCUAACUCUCUCAUCAGACUACAGAUAUCAUUAUGAUCUGCUCUCAGACAGCAGCAGAGGAGCUGGAGGAAACUACACUGUCAGUUCUGCUGAUCUAAAACACACAGGAGUUUAUGUGUGUUCAGCAGAGAGAGGAAAACCAGCAUAUAACUCAACCAUCAGCAACACACAGCUACUGUGGGUCACUGAAAACCCAAAAGCCAGAGUGAGCAUCAAACCUGCUCAACAUGUGUUCAGAGGAGAGACAGUCACUCUCAGAUGUGAUGUAUAUAGUGAAGGAGUCAGUAGCUGGCAGUACGUCUGGUAUAAAGAAGGUUCAGGCCGUGUUUUCAGUGACCUACAGCAACACACAUUCAGUCCUGUUACUGAGUCUGACGCAGGUAAAUACUUCUGUAUUGGAGCAGAGACAGGAGGAUCACGAACAUCACGCCUCAGUGAUGAAGUUACACUGACAGUAUCAGUUCCCAGAGCAGUGUUAAGUGUUUCUCCACAGAAGUGGUUGACUGAAGGAGAUUCAGUGACUCUGAUCUGUCAGGUUAAUGGUUCCUCUACAGGCUGGACAUUCAGCUGGUUCACUCUAACUCUCUCAUCAGACUACAGAUAUCAUUAUGAUCUGCUCUCAGACAGCAGCAGAGGAGCUGGAGGAAACUACACUGUCAGUUCUGCUGAUCUAAAACACACAGGAGUUUAUGCGUGUUCAGCAGAGAGAGGAAAACCAGCAUAUAACUCAGACAUCAGCAACACACAGCUACUGUGGGUCACUGAAAACCCAAAAGCCAGAGUGAGCAUCAAACCUGCUCAACAUGUGUUCAGAGGAGAGACAGUCACUCUCAGAUGUGAUGUAUAUAGUGAAGGAGUCACUAGCUGGCAGUACGUCUGGUAUAAAGAAGGUUCAGGCCGUGUUUUCAGUGACCUACAGCAACACACAUUCAGUCCUGUUACUGAGUCUGACGCAGGUAAAUACUUCUGUAUUGGAGCAGAGACAGGAGGAUCACGAACAUCACGCCUCAGUGAUGAAGUUACACUGACAGUAUCAGUUCCCAGAGCAGUGUUAAGUGUUUCUCCACAGAAGUGGUUGACUGAAGGAGAUUCAGUGACUCUGAUCUGUCAGGUUAAUGGUUCCUCUACAGGCUGGACAUUCAGCUGGUUCACUCUAACUCUCUCAUCAGACAACAGCAAUCAUUAUGAUCUGCUCUCAGACAGCAGCAGAGGAGCUGGAGGAAACUACACUGUCAGUUCUGCUGAUCUAAAACACACAGGAGUUUAUGCGUGUUCAGCAGAGAGAGGAAAACCAGCCUUUAACUCAACCAUCAGCAACACACAGCUACUGUGGGUCACUGAAAACCCAAAAGCCACAGUGAGCAUCAAACCUGCUCAACAUGUGUUCAGAGGAGAGACAGUCACUCUCAGAUGUGACGUAUAUAGUGAAGGAGUCACUAGCUGGCAGUACGUCUGGUAUAAAGAAGGUUCAGGCCGUGUUUUCAGUGACCUACAGCAACACACAUUCAGUCCUGUUACUGAGUCUGACGCAGGUAAAUACUUCUGUUAUGGAGCAGAGAGAGGAGGAUCACGAACAUCACACCGCAGUGAUAAAGUUACACUGACAGUAUCAGUUCCCAGAGCAGUGUUAAGUGUUUCUCCACAGAAGUGGUUGACUGAAGGAGAUUCAGUGACUCUGAUCUGUCAGGUUAAUGGUUCCUCUACAGGCUGGACAUUCAGCUGGUUCACUCUAACUCUCUCAUCAGACAACAGCAGUCUUUAUAAGCGUCUCUCAGACAGCAGCAGAGGAGCUGGAGGAAACUACACUGUCAGUUCUGCUGAUCUAAAACACACAGGAGUUUAUGCGUGUUCAGCAGAGAGAGGAAAACCAGCAUAUAACUCAACCAUCAGCAACACACAGCUACUGUGGGUCACUGAAAACCCAAAAGCCAGAGUGAGCAUCAAACCUGCUCAACAUGUGUUCAGAGGAGAGACAGUCACUCUCAGAUGUGAUGUAUAUAGUGAAGGAGUCAAUAGCUGGCAGUACACCUGGUAUAAACACACUUCAAUCAGUGUUGUCAGUGAACUACAGGAACACACAUUCAGUUCUGUUACUGAGUCUGACGCAGGUAAAUACUUCUGUAUCGGAGCAGAGAGUAAAGGAUCACGCAUCUCACACAGCAGUGAUGAUGUUACACUGACAGUAUCAGCUUCAGUUCCCAGAGCAGUGUUAAGUGUUUCUCCACAGAAGUGGUUGACUGAAGGAGAUUCAGUGACUCUGAUCUGUCAGGUUAAUGGUUCCUCUACAGGCUGGACAUUCAGCUGGUUCACUGAAACUGUCUCAUCAGACAACAGCAAUCGUUAUAAGCGUCUCUCAGACAGCAGCAGAGGAGCUGGAGGACACUACACUGUCAGUUCUGCUGAUCUAAAACACACAGGAGUUUAUGUGUGCAGAGCAGAGAGAGGAAAACCAGUCUAUCACUCAACCAUCAGCAACAAACAGCUACUGUGGGUCACUGGUGUUUCUCCUCCAGUCUCUCUGAUCGUCAGUCCCAGCACAACUCAACACUUCACAUCUGUCUCUCUCUCUCUGAGCUGUGAGGGGCAGAGUAACUCUGCUGGAUGGAGAAUGAGAAGAUACUCAGACAAAUGGGGGCUGGAAGAUUGUUCAUCAAUGAAUGGAUCACAAACAGGAUCCACAUGUACAAUCAGAGACACCUUCACAGGUGACACUGGAGUGUACUGGUGUGAGUCUGAAUCUGGAGAGAACAGUCAUCCUGUUAAUAUCACUGUACACCUUAAUGUGAUUCUGGAGAGUCCUGUUCAUCCUGUGACUGAAGGAGAGACUCUGACUCUACGCUGUUUAUAUCAACAUUCAACUCCACCAAACCUCAGAGCUGAUUUCUAUAAAGAUGGGUCACUCAUCCAGAGUCAAACUACAGAGAUGAUCAUCUCUACUGUCUCAAAGUCAGACGAGGGUUUCUACUCCUGCAAACACAGAGAGAAAGGAGAGUCACCCGAGAGCUGGAUCUCAGUCACAGCUUCCUCCAGAACAUCAGGAUCUGAUCUCAAUCCUGUGAUAGUUGGAGUGACUGCUGGACUCACAUUUUUGAUCAUUGUCGUCUUGGUCCUGCUGUGGCGCUACAGAAACAACAAAGGUGAAAGAUCUCAGUCUCUCUCUCGUGUGAGUCAGCAGAAGAACAGCAGUCAGACAUCAGAGCAGAACCAGAGUGAAGCGGGACAUAAAACACUCACGUCUGGAACCGCUCAUAUUUAUGACUCGCUUGAUGCCACAAUUAAUAAUGGCAUAAGCACAGAUACAGAAGACAUUGUAAGUGGACCUUCUGAACUCACAUACGCUGAGAUUGAGCUCAAAUCUACAGAGAAACAGAAGAAAAAGAAAGAAAACAAAGGUAAUACGAGUGAAAGUUCAGACCCUGUGUACUCUCAGCUGAAUCUGGAAACCCAUCAAGGUUAAAUAAACGGUUGGAGGAGAAACUUUCAAUCAUAGGAUGCUGAUGAGUUUAGGCUGAGAAGGGCUGGAGAAUGAACAGGAUCAUCAAUUCUUUCUUCAGCCUUCAUGUGGUUAAGACACUGUGCAUGCUAAUCUUUGAAAAGCAAUGAGCUGUACAUUAUACACUGAAAAAAACAAAUGAUCUUUUAGUACUAAACAGUGUUUAUUAUUUUUUUUAUAUAUAUAAGAGGCAGCAGCUCAUCAUUUUACUGUUGAUUGUGACCAGAUUUCCCUUAUUUGUGUGUAUUCUUGAUUUUAAAUGUAUUUGCAACAUAGUCAUGAACAAUCUGGAAAUUCCUGUCAAUUUUUUAAUGUCUGGAAGAGUUGCCUCACAAGUAAAUGUAUAUGAUGAUUUUAUAUAUAUAUUUAUAUAUAUUUAACUGUAAAAUGAUUUUAAAAAUCCUUAUUCAGCAAUCACAAACAUAUGAAAAAACUAAAAUAUUAAUAAAAAUCAUGGGACACCAUGGAAAUUCAUUGUUCAAAAAGUUAGGGAAUUCUGUUGUAGCUUGCUUGUUUGUCAUAUAAUCACUUUUAAGGUUUAAUAUUGUAAUUUUAAAUAUUCUUAUUUUAAUAAAAUGUCAUUGCUAUGAAUACAUCUAUGUGAGUCUAAUAUUUAGAUUUUAAAACUGCUUGAAAAGAAUUUGACUUCAGCUGUAGCUUGCCUGUUGUUCUUAUUUAGAAAUUAGAAUAAUUGUUCAUAAUUCUAAUUAUAAACUGUAGUUUUGCUGUAAUAUCUAUACUUUUUGUUUAUAUCUUUAUUACAAUAAAAUAAGACCUAAUUGCCACAAUGGUAGCAUGGAGCAUGAGCGUACAUACAUCUAAACAUGUCUCCAAUGCCUCCAAUACUUUUCUUUUAUUGUUUCUAAGAUAAUUAACUUGUCCAUAUCCUUAUGCAAUUUUUUAUUUUGAAGACUAGGAGUAGGUCUAGGUUGAAAUUGGUGCUAAAUUGUGUUUUCCACAUUGCAGAUUCAUUAAUACUUUUACAUUUUACUAGCCUUUGAGAGCUCUCUGGACCAUGGGCAGAUCCUAUGAAGGAACCGUGAAGGGCCGUGGUGAAUGGAGCCUCCUGGAUCCCCUCAGGAAAUGGACAACUAGGUUGUUCCAGCCCACCAAAAGUUUUCCUCUGCAGCCAUCUGCUGUCGUAAAACUAAUUAAUGAACCACAAUGUCUUAUAUAUGCUUGAUGUGUUUCAUGUAAUCGGUUCAACUUUAAUCAAUGUUUUAUAACUCCUUUUGUAGCAGAUAAAGCUAUUAAUGUCUGUAUAAGAUAAGUCUGAUCUUUGAGCUUGAAUGAAAGCAUAUUUUAUUUGCAAGACUUUGGUAUGAAUGAAAAGUGGGAAGUAUGUAUAAUACUUUGAUACAUUAAGAAACUUUAUAGAGGUAUUAACAAAAGUCUGGAAAGGAUGUUCCCCACGUGAUAAAUUAAAGCAUUGUGUUAAUUUAUGCACAAAGAGAAACCGUGUGGGGCCACGCAUUGGGUGGAAUUAGAGGUUUCAACCAGUACUGAAGGGGUAUCUCUCUGAGCAGACCCAACUGAAGUAGACUGUGGACUGAGUCGAACACGGCACCCCAAAAACAAAGUUUGCUGGCUGGGGGACAGAGAGCUCUUGGGAAAAUUGAUCCUGAGGCGCUCUAAGUGGCUGAGUAGGAGGCACAUGUGGGCUAUUAGCGCUGCCUCUGAUUAUGCUGAAACGAGCCAGUCAUCAAGGUAAUUUAGGAUACGGAGUCCCAUCUGUCUCAGAGUGGAGACGGCCACGUCCAUGCACUUCAUAAGUGCUGGGAGCCAGAGACAGCUCGAAGGGAAAUACUGUGUAUUACUGUGUAUUCAUAAGCCACUUACUCGAAGGCAAAUCUCAAGAAUUGUCUGUGAUUUGAGUAUCUGGAUGUAAAAGUAAGGCCCAGUCCCAAUUCUACCCCUUAGCCCUUCCCCUUUCCCCUACCCCUCCGGUUCUCAUGUUCGUGUGAAGGGGUAGGGGUGUCUCGAUUCUCUUUUGG
Messenger RNA from Carassius auratus (goldfish), 6246 nucleotides. Its product is annotated as Fc receptor-like protein 5. The record is from RefSeq and is a predicted model, not a curated record. The transcript is spliced from 25 exons. Gene Ontology annotation, biological process: cell surface receptor signaling pathway; immune response. The coding region runs from base 305 to 4216 and encodes 1303 amino acids. Gene Ontology annotation, cellular component: external side of plasma membrane. Gene Ontology annotation, molecular function: transmembrane signaling receptor activity. NCBI's taxonomy places the organism in Eukaryota, Metazoa, Chordata, Actinopteri, Cypriniformes, Cyprinidae.